Messenger RNA from Lethenteron reissneri (Far Eastern brook lamprey), 6791 nucleotides. Its product is annotated as maternal embryonic leucine zipper kinase-like. Gene Ontology annotation, cellular component: cytoplasm. Lineage: Eukaryota; Metazoa; Chordata; Hyperoartia; Petromyzontiformes; Petromyzontidae. Gene Ontology annotation, biological process: intracellular signal transduction; protein phosphorylation. Gene Ontology annotation, molecular function: ATP binding; protein serine/threonine kinase activity. The record is from RefSeq and is a predicted model, not a curated record.
UCGGUUUUUCCGCUUUUAAAAAAUAUCCCCUCAAGUUCACGAAAUCCCAAACUCGACGCGCCUCGGACGAGCGAACGGCGUUCCGAGGGACGUCAAACGGAGGGAGACGGAGCGGUGAAAUCCGGCGGAUCGUCGUCUCGUACGUGGUGAAGGCUGCAGAGCUGCUCCCACACCUCACUGCCCCGGGUCUCACUGCUGGAGCGACACGCGGCGGGACGACGCCAUGACGGCCCAGGAUGACUACGAUGAGCUGCUCCGUCUCUACGAGCUCAGGGAGACCAUCGGCUCAGGUGGGUUUGCCAAGGUAAAGGUCGCGCGUCACCUGCUCACGGGGGAGAAGGUGGCCAUCAAAAUCAUGGACAAGGCUGAGCUUGGGGAUGAUUUGCCACGAGUGAAGACCGAGAUAGAAGCCAUGAAGAGCCUGAGCCACCAGCACGUGUGUCGUCUCUACCAGGUGAUCGAGACAAAGACGAAAAUCUUCAUGGUGCUGGAGUACUGCCCGGGCGGGGAGCUAUUCGAUUACAUCAUCGCGCGGGACCGCCUGCCCGAGGAGGAGGCACGUGUCUUCUUCCGGCAGAUCGUGUCGGCCAUCGCCUACGUCCACAGCCAGGGAUUCGCACACCGUGACCUCAAGCCGGAGAACCUCCUCAUCGAUGAGAACCACAACCUCAAGCUCAUCGAUUUCGGGCUCUGCGCUCGUCCCAAGGGCGGGCUGGAUUGCCACCUGGAGACCUGUUGCGGCAGCCCGGCGUACGCUGCACCAGAGCUCAUCCAGGGAAAACCCUACUGUGGCUCGGAGGCGGACCUGUGGAGCAUGGGUGUUCUGCUCUACGCCCUCCUCUGUGGCUUCCUCCCGUUUGAUGAUGACAACGUGAUGGCAUUGUAUCGCAAGAUCCAGAGGGGGAAGUACGAGAUACCAAAGUGGCUGUCUCGCGAGAGCGUGACACUCCUCGACCAGCUCCUGCAGGUGGACCCGACGCGUCGCUUGGCCGUGAGACAUCUCCUAGGUCACCCUUGGCUGAUGAGUGGCUAUGGCUGUCCCGUAGAGUGGCACAGCAAGUUCCCGCUGCUUCACGUGGACGAGGACUGCGUGACGGAACUCGCCGUCUUCGGAAAGAAGUCCAAGCAGCGGACGGCAGAGCUGGUCUCGGAGUGGCGCUACGACGAGUUCACAGCCUGCUACCUGCUGCUGCUCGCCAAGAAGGCGCUGGGUCGCCCUGUGCGUCUGUUGCCCCCGGGUGUCACCGCCCCCCGCUCCUGCCCCCGCGUGCGCGUCGCCUCUACGCCACACGCACACGCCAACAAGUCAAGAAAGGCGCUGGCGUUCAUGGCACCACCUGGCGGAGGGGUCGAGGAGCGAGGAGACGAUGUGGAGCAGGAGGAUGAGGAGGAGGACGCGCCGUACGUGUUUGGCUCCAUGGACUUUGACGACACCGACUCUUACUUUGACGACUGCCCCUUCAGAAGGGAGAGGCAUUGCUCAGGCCGACCGCCGGCCAAGAAGCCCCGACCCAAAUCCGAGACGACGGAGUACGACGUGGCACAACCGCGACAGGCGCGAGCCACCGCCCCGGCAGCGGCGACGAGGCCUGGCGGCAAGGAGAACGUUCCCCACGGCCGCCCUCCCAAACCCAGCACCUCCUCCUCAUCGUCAUCCUCCUCUACGUCGUCUCUUUCCUCUGCAUCAUCGCCACUCAAACGCAAAACGCCCGGUGGGAAGGGGAAUGCCGCCACUCCGCACUCGACGCCGGCGCAGGCCAGGACGCCCAACACGCUCGUCGCCCUCACGCCGGGUUCCCCGACGUGCCGGACCGGUGCCGUAGCCGAGUCGGACUCGGAGAGGAAAGCGGUGGCGAGGACUCCGGCAUGGGUGAAGGAGGUGGUGGCGUCGUGGCAAGCACCGCAGGGACAGGGGGAUUCGUCUCCGCUUGUGUCCAGGCGUGGUGACCCCCAGUGUGAGCGGCUGCGCCUGGCCCCACAGUUGAGUCCAGAUCGCAACAGAUUCGGGUCUUCGGGGUCCGACACUGAACGUGGCUUUGCCGCCGCCGCCAACUGUGGAGGAGUCGUAGCGAGCGGCGGCGGUGCCGCCGGUGGCUCCAAGACGCGGCGCGGGGGGAAGGUGUUCGGGAGCCUGGAGCGCGGCAUCGACCGCGUGCUGGCGGCGCUGACACCCAGCAAGCGGCGCGGCUCGGCGCGGGACCUUCCCCGGCGCACGCGGUACCACUACAACGUGACUCCCACGGGGAGCCUCAGUGCCGAGCAGGUGCUCGCAGAGUUGGUGCGGGUCUUGCCGCAGAAGCACAUCGACUUCCAGCAGAAGGGGUACACCCUCAAGUGCCAGACGCAGUCGGACUUUGGCAAGAUCACGAUGCAGUUCGAGUUGGAGGUUUGCUCGCUGCUCAAGCCCGAGGGCGUGGGCAUCAGGCGGCAGAGGCUCAAGGGAGACGCGUGGGUCUACAAGCGGCUCGUGGAGGACGUCCUCGCCUCUGCCAAGCUGUCCUAGCUCGGCGUGUCGCCCCCUCUCGCCGCCGUGUAAUUCCUCUCAAACUUCCGUUUCCUCGCGUUCCUCCCAUUUCUACGCCAGUAACGCCCCUUACCAAACUCCUUUUCUCUUCUGCUCCCUCUAACCUUGAAAUACCACCGUCCCUCUCGCCCCUCUAUUGUACGUAUGUAUGUUGAACUUCUUCCGCACCGUAAGUAGCCGACCGUGCUAAUCGGAGGUGCUCCCUCUCCCAGUGUAACCCAAGAACUCCGCUCCCUUGCCCUUCUGUUUUUCCUUUUUAACGUUAUAACACGCGGGUUUUGAAACUAUAGCCUGCGACUUUGUCAUACGGUCUGCUGGGCCAGAUUGGGCCCACCACUGCAGAGCGCCCCACAAACAAUAACCAUUCGGGAAUGCGAGAAACUUAGCUGCACUAAUGUAUGUACGUUGAGCUUCUUUCGCACCGUAUGUAGUCAGCUCAUCGGAGGUGCGGGGGGAAGGGCAACAAACUAAACAAGAAGCAGUUCAAAAUAAAUACGUUUUCAAUCUAGAUGACUUAAAAGUGCAUGGCUCCAGCGCUUUCCUAAUAACGGAAGCAAGAGCGUUCCAGACGGCCGCAGAAGCGCAUCUGAAAGCGCGCGAUGCGGUGACCGUCUUUGGUUCGAUGGUUUAUGCUCCUUGGCUACAUCAGCAAGGUAUUAAAAAGUACUAAUCGGGUACUAGAGGGGAAAUAUUUUUGACCUGGCAACAACACUUUGUAAUCUUAGCUCAUCCAGUGAAUUCUGUCACUGCAAAAGUCUCUUUUUUCUCGGUCGGCACUCACGUCGCUAUUUUUCCCGUCUCUAUUGGACAACGCUGAUGUCUUGGCGUCAACGGGGUGUGGCUCGCAAUAGGGAUUGAAAGUCCCAUUGGGCCUCGGGAAGGGAAAUGUGGCCCCACCCCCUGUGGUAACGACGACCCCGAUCCUGUUCCCGCUCUGUCCCUCCGUGUCGUCGUGUAACACUACCGCUGCUGCCACUCACCUGUACGUCGGCUAAAUAGGGACACAUCCCUAUAAACACGUAGCCCGCCCGCGUGCGUGUGUGUGAGUGUGUGUGCUCGCAGCCUGCUGGAACUAAUCCACGUAUUUUUAAAGCUGCAAUUGUUUAAAGCUGCACGUGUUCAGCUAAAGCUUUGGUUGUGGUCGGUAAGGAAUGUCUGAUUUGUUGGUGCUGACUCUGCGUGUGCGUUACGGUGAGGUAUGAUUAACAAUGCAUGCUUCCUUUGCUUUGGCAAGGGUUUUAUAUUAUUAAGAAAACGAGUCAGUCGAAUUUAGCAAACGUCUGUGAGAUGGAUUUCGGUGAUCCUAAUGAGCUAAGGGUUCAGUGUCAUAUGAGACGAGGCAUCUGUAUUAGAUGAGACGAAGGUUCUUCAUUAAAUUAUGCUCGAGUUCUCUAUCGGACGAGACGAGGUGUCUGUAUUGAAUGGGCCAAAAGGCGUCCUCUGCUGGAUCUGAAAUAAUCCAAUUGACCACUUUUCAAGUAUCAAUGCAAUGUCACAUUUUCAGUCAAGUUAGAGGGUCUUGGGCUGUCUAGUGGCCUGGUCACAAUACAUUUACCAAGUUUUGCGUCUUAAUAUUUAAAAGGAGUACGGUUAAAUAAUAAUAAAUAUGCAUUGCCAGAAUUUGAGUCUAUAUAGCAUCGCAUUUUGUGCUGAACACGCUACGAAUGUAGACAGCACUUGGGGGACAAAAUAAAUAAGGAAAUAUACCGAAACACAACGCGCGGUGGGUAGAUUAAGCAGCAGUGUGACCGCCGAAUUGCAAUAGCGCAUAACGUAAAAGCGCGUCGCUUGUCUGUGCAAAUACUGCCCCUGGACCGUGCUUGCUUGGUUGUGGCGAUCGUUGUUGCGCUGACGUCGUUUGUUAGAGGCAUUUUCGCUCGUGGGACGAGGUGGGGUAAGAAGAUGGGAACAUUUUAAGCGUGGCAUUUUUGCAUGAAUUUCCAUUCGAAGCCAUACGUAAUUUUGCCCAUCUUACUGAAAAUAUAUUCUCGUCACGUUUUGUUCUCAGCACCAUUUGCCAUUUGUUUACACGGGCAAACGCGAACUGAGAUUUGCUCGCUCUGCUGACGAGAGCAAAAAAUUUCGAAACUGGCCCACAGUUUUUCUUGUUUUUACGCGGAGAGAGAUAAUGUCGUAAUUCUAUUCUCUAAGCAUAACACUCCCAUUUCAUCGCGGAGCCGAUCGCUGCUCAUGUUCUCAAUCUGUCCGCCACUGAAACUAAUUUUUGAUACCAAUCCGGCAGCAUUUGCCCCGAGGCUUCUCUGCUCUUGGAAUAUGAUUAAAUGUAUGAUGAAAUUCAUAGGAAUCUUGAGCCAUCCGAAAAAAAAGCCUUUAUUAUCACAUUUUUUCGCACAUUAUUAUUCAACCUAACUUGAUCGCUGCCUUGUUACUUGGUAAUGUGUACGUCUGGUGGGACGAUGGAUUGUUGGCAGGAGUUGGAGCAAGUUGUAAUGCAUGCUGGAAAGGGUGGAUUGUUGAAAACAGCUGUUGAGUGGGUUCGCGAACGAUGUCAUUCAGGAAAUCAGUAGGUUGCUUAAAUGGUUUGCUGAGUAAAUGUGGUGAAAGUGAAUGUGGCUUCCGUUGGGUUGAAAUCAAGGCUGGGUCUAAUCUGGAAUAGCGACCUGAAAAAAGAUGUCCACACCUUGCACACCGCAUCCAGGAUGCCUCUCUGGAUGACUACCCAUCUCGGCACGUGUCACCCUCCAGUCGACCAACGGCCGGGGACAUAUUCAGAGAAAUGAAUUCCUGCUGAGUUGGUAUUAAUUCUCGAUUUGAAGUUUUCGUGACUUGCAAGGAUCCAUACUUUUAGUUUUUUUCGGUAAAGUCACGUAGGUAUAAAAUAAAAUAAAUUUAAAUGAAAACAAUUAAAUUAAAAUGAAAACAACUAAAUUAAAUUUAGUUUUCAUUUUAUUUUUUACCUACGUGACUUUACCCAAAAAACCCAAAAAGUACGAGUUGCUAUUUUUGCGAUUGCUCUAUAUAACAACUCGCCUAUGUGUUUUCAGGUUGUGCCGUGCGUUGUACGGCACGAUGUCCGACGUUUCGCUCCACGUGCCAGGAGAGCUUCUUCGGGGAACUGGAUUUAACGUGCGGCUUGCCAGCACGUGGAGCUGAAACGUCGGACAUCGUGCCCAACAACACGCGGUACAAUGCGAGAGCACGCCGGACAGCUACUUGCCCACGAUAAAAAAAAAAUCAUAGCGUGCCACAAUGUUCGUAUCUGCCUCGCUUGCCGCACCAAAACGCCUGAAUGCGUGAUGAGGUUUUCCGCUUGUGCGAUGGCAUCAGCAGAGUGCUGGCUGCCUGAUGAAUGUGCAGGAUGCUCUGGCCCGUUUCUCUUGUUUUCCCCGCUUAUGUUUGGUUUAUUCUUUAAAGGUCAACGGUUCCAUUUCCCCCCUUUCUCACGAGUCGUUUAAUUUAGCCGACGAUUUUCACGCCGCAUUAUCCCUGUGUUGGUCUUACCUUAAUUGCGCCCGCGACUGUUUUGUCUUCUUGAGUGUUUUUUUAAAGUGUGAAUUAUUCAUUGCUACAUUCUAUGUGCGUGUUUGUGUGUGCGUGCGCGUGUGCUACUUAUUCAGACUGCCACGUACAGCUGUGAGAUGCUAGUGGGGGGGGGGGGGGGGGAGUCGUUGCAUCGUCUUUAGCGCACUGCUCAAGAAACCCGGCAACUCGAGUUCGAUCCCUGGCCAAGUGGUAUCUGAACCUGUCCUGGCCCUCUCUUAGGUUGACUCAACCUUAACAUGAGCACAGUAUGCCGUGUGAGCAUUAGCACUUGGUAAACAUAGGUGGUUGCGUGUAUUCUGCGCAAGGCCUUAAUGUGCUCAUUCACAGCACAUGCUUCUGCACCCUGUAUGACUAUGGCUAAUCAUUGGUAUUUGUGUAUGGCGACUGGUGUCACGGCAUACUUCACCGCAUUUGCCCAAGUGCAGGUUCGCGACGGGUUCGUCCGAGAACCAGCUGAGAUAUCCCUUGCCACCGAUGUUAGCCGUGCCAAAGGAGAUGCACCACAAACUGUCGCUGAUUAAAUAAAGACCAGUUUAAAUGCACAUUCAGGUCAGUACAAUGAAUACAAACGCCUUGUAAAUAUCCUGAGCCAUGCCGUGUCUAAUGCUGGAUGGAACCUCGGUGUAACACUACUGCAUGCGAUUGCCAGCAUACUUGAUAUGUGUCCCAAUACUUGGUCAUUACUGAACGGGUUGGCGUCUGUAUUUUAAUUGCUGUUGUGAUUUAAAUGUUUCAUUUGCACACACUGAAAAAAAUAAAUGAU